AUGGACUCUGAGACCAAACCGAUCACAAGUCUUGAUCCCCCGAAAAGUCGCCAAUCCUACGAUUCCUAUCAUCGACAUGUUCGCGCAGUUCAUGGGGUCGAAGGUAAUUCUGAGCCAGGACCAUCGAGCGCCUUCAACAGCUCAGAUUCGCGCCGGCACGGAUCAGGCCUCUCUAGUCUCAGUGCUAAAACAAAGCCUCAGCCCGGGAACAUCGCUACAUUUUUUGAUUCAGAAAGGUUAGCCAGUUCAGCAGCCCCAUAUGAUCCAAGCAAUCGAAGUACGCAAUCUACGACUCAGGGAAUACGAUGGCCUUUUCUCGGAAGUAUCAAGUCGGCCACCAGUCUGUCGGUGCCUCCUUCACCUCGAGCCGGAACUCCAGCCGAACCCACUGAAGUCGAACUACCAUGGCGGCCCGUCUUUCUUCAUCGACGAAUCGUGGUUCUUUAUGCUAUCGCUAUCGUGAUUCUUAUUGCAGGAGUGCAAAUCGCACUUCAACUAUCCGAGCACAAUGACGGCCUCCGAGAAGCCGAUGAUGCGUCGAGAUAUCUCUGGCAAUAUGGAACCACCCUAGUGUUCAUCGUUGUGGCUGCUUUCUGGAACAGAGUCGAGUUUCAGGCCUCGGCUUCCAUGCCCUGGAUCCGCAUGCUAAAUAACCAAAGCGAUGUCGACAAGUCUCUUUUAUUGGAUUACGUUUCCCUUUCUGAGCCUAUGGCUAUUUUCAAGGCAGUCCGAAAUAGGGACUGGCUUGUUGCAACUCCGGUCUUGGCCGGAAUAAUAUUUAAACUAAUUAUUAUAUUCUCCACGGCCUUUGUCACGCCCAGGGUUGUCGCUGUUGCUCAUUCCGAGUCUGCCAUCACAGUCCAGUCAGAGUUCUCCAACAGUGCUUCGGGCCUGGAAGACAUUGGACCGUUACCAUACUUUACACUCGCUGCUUUGGCGGCCGAUAAUAUUACUUUCCCCGACGGGGUCACUCCCCGAGCAGCACAUACACCUUUUUCGAGCGAUGUUACCGAACUGAUAGGGAUCACGGCGGAUGUAGAUGGAUUUAUUGGUGGUAUGGAAUGUAAAGAGGCGGAACUGAAUUUGGACUUGAUGAGGCUGGUCGAGGGAAGUUCUCUUCUUUUGAAUGUGACAGUGUCGGAGGCAGGAUGUUCCUCGAAACAAGCCAUCACAAGCACGAAACUUGCGAGUACCAAAGACAAAAACUUGUCGAGAGCGUUUUUGGAAUUUCAACCUGUCAGCUGUGGUGGCUCUGCGAAAGACGACGAACAGCGAAUAGCCGUCAUGGCUGGUAUUCUGGACUUUGACGUCGAUCAACUCAAGCAAAGAUCGAGAACGUCAAACGGGCGACUCAAUGGAACAUUGUCAUCAUCAUCCGGGUUCCUUUGCAAGCCGAAAUACAGCAUCACCACGAUGAGAGUUUCAAAGACUUUUGAGACAGUUCUUUCGGCCACGCCGAACGCUCAAGCUGAGAAUACAACCCUGGAUCAAGUUCAUCCCUGGGCAGUUGCCCGCGCUCUGUUCAAGUCUCUUGAGACCAACGAAAAACGGCUGUUGUCUACGUUUAUGAACUCGUCGUACAGUGGUGAUGCUAUUGUCCAUAUCGAUGAAGCCAUGUCUGCUGUACUUCUGCUAGGCUCAAGAGAAGGAUGGGAUCUUCCCAAGGUUGAAUCGCUAACAGACAAGGUCAUUUUGAGCCGUCUUUCUCAGAACUUCUACGUGCAAUACUCAGCUCUAAUCGCUCGAUACGCAAUGAUGGAGCCGUCUACCAGCUCCUCGACCGCUGUUGCCAGCUUCAUUGGACGACGUCUCGUUGUAAGGCCUGCUCCCGCAUAUCUAAUAACAGCAUUACUGGUACUCUGCUUGUUUCUUACUCUGGCAACAAUUUGGCUAGUUCCGAGGAAGGGUUUUCUCCCCCGGGACCCUAGUACUAUUGUUGGCAUGGCCUCGGUAGUAGCUCACAGUCAUCCACUCGUUGAGUCUCUCAAAGGCAUGGGGCCUGCACCAAACAAAGUCCUCCGAUCAAGACUCGAAGAUUCGACUUACAUGAGCGGAGCUGAAGGUCAUGAAAAGCUGGACAGCCCCAAUUUGGGCUAUUUUCACAUCUUUGGUGGCAAAGCGCCUUCUGCAACAUGCCAACCACGAAGAUACGACUCCUCGGCAUGGAGACAGCCCAUUCCUCUGCACGGUCUGAUCCGACUGAUAUACAUCCUUGUCCUGGCAUGUAUCAUCAUAGGAUUUGAGAUAUCGCUUCGCUUGUCGCAUCGUAACGAAGGGUUGAGAACAAUGGAUAACGAUGCAGCAUAUCUGGCGUGGACCAUUAUACCAGCAUUAGUACUGUUGUUGGUGGCUAUGUACAUGCUCUCCUUGGAAUGGUGGACGAGACUUCUCUCUCCAUUCUCACAUCUCGCACGCCGGGGAAACUUUGAUGAAACCGUGGGCCUAAACUUGGCCAAUGCUUUGAGGCAUGUAGCGUGGAGAAGAGCUCUUCAGAUCUGUGAUAUCGCUGCCUUGACUGCGAUUACUGGUGGUUUUGUGGCGCUGCUCAUCGUAGUUGCGUCUGCUCCUCUGUUUGACCCCAGGCCAAUUGAGUUUGACAGUAGUAUUCCGCUGCGCGCUGGGGACUUCUUCGCCAACAGCCUGUUAUCUUCUACCGAUGAUCCCAUAUGUACCGACUGUACCAACGACACCAUCCUAGCAUCGUUAAUACUUGCCGGCAAUGCUCCUUAUCCUCCAUUCACCUUUGCCGAUCUCAACAUACCGAACGUGUCUCUGGUCGAAGACAAUAACAACAAUGAUUUAGUUGUCAGUGCACGAUUAACAGCAAUUCGACCAAGAAUGUCGUGUCGACUGUACAAAUCGGAUGAGAUAUCUACAAAUCUCACUCUCGAAGUCGAGCUCGAUGAUGGAACUGUUAACCCCUUGCGCGUGGACCUCGAAGGUGAAACUUGCCGUGGAGUUGGACGACAGGGCAACAACAAUGCUAUUAUUGGGACGACAAGGAGGGCCUCCAGUAAUGAACGCAUCAAAGACUUGAGUGGAAGUACAGUAUUUGGCGUUGGACAGGGAAAGACAAGGUCAUCAUCGCAAUGUUCCGAUUGGAUAUACAUCUGGGGUAAGUUGGAUAAUCCGGGAAGCAGUGAUAUGUCAGUGGGCAAUAUCAAUGCCCUUGCUUGCAACGAGACGAUCGAGGCAGUCGAUGUCAAAGCCGCCUUCCAUGGCCCUGAACUUCACCUUUACCCGGACCAUCCUCCUGUUCCUGUCGAACACACAGCUCAGGACACGAGCGUCGCCAUACCGGAGCUCGACUAUUCUUCGCUUGUCAAUGUCUCUUCUGAUGGUCUCCUUGACUCAUUUUUUGCCAUUUUGAACUCUUCUCAAUUUGCUGUUCCUGACUCGACAUUCGGCAGCUCAUCCGCCGAUGCUACAAACAAGACCCAGUCAGCAAUUUUGUCUCAGCAUGGCAUCAUCAGGGCACAAUCGUUGAACUUCAAGAGCCGACGCCAUCUAUCUUCGAGGGGAACAUUCCCAACAGCGAAUGGCAAUACCAUUGUCAGUGGUAUUGAUCCUGAUGAGUCAGUUUCUCAAGCCGUCCCAAUUAUCAGCGGUAGUAAAAUGGCAGGAAAGGUCAGGCUUCACCAGGAUGAGAUUGCUACGCGAGUUUUGCAAUCUCUUGUGGGAGCACUGAUGGUCCUCCACAUUACCUCGUGGAUUUAUUGGCGAAGAAUCCGACUUCCUCGUGCACCAACGACCAUUGCUUCUAUCACAGCCCUUCUUGUUGACGGCAACCUUUUCAAGUCACUGCCCCGUGCCGCACAAUGGCAGCCAGAUAGCGAGCUCGAAGCUAUUUUUACUGAAGGAAACACACCACAGCGAUUCGAAAUGGGAUGGGACCGCAGAGGGCGGAACAGGGGCCGCGAUGGACGACGAAAGAAGGACGAAGGCAACUUCGGUAUUCGCGCAAUCGUCCCAAAGGACUCGAUACCGGAGGAAGUAGAAAUGAGGCCGAUCCCCCCUCCCAAAUCACCGCCGAAGCCAGCGGAGGAGAGAGUUGGGAUGGUUUCUCAAGGGACAGCAUCGUUUGGGGGUGACAGUACCCAAAGGAAAUCCGUGAUGCUCGCCAAAGGACACACUGCGAAUUCCAAGUCCAAGAGUUCCAAGAGCUCCAAGGGUUCUCAGGGGAGCAAAGAGCCAAAGCACAAAAGAUCCAUCUCAUCAGCAUUGAGUGGGCCGAGAGAGUUGGUCAAAGUGUGGUGGGCUGGAGGAGGAGGAGGAGGAAAGAGUUGA
Fusarium pseudograminearum CS3096 is the source of this 4287-nucleotide messenger RNA. RefSeq lists its product as uncharacterized. Bases 1 to 4287 code for a protein of 1428 amino acids. The transcript has a single exon. NCBI's taxonomy places the organism in Eukaryota, Fungi, Ascomycota, Sordariomycetes, Hypocreales, Nectriaceae. The record is from RefSeq and is a predicted model, not a curated record.